CGCGUCAGUGCGCCUGCGCGGCGGGAAGCCCGAGGACGCGAUCCCAGCACCAGACCCGGCCAGAAUUUAGCGGUCGUGGUUGGGCAGCAAGGACGGACUAGGGACAGCUACUGGCUGGGCGUGUCUUACGUUGCACCGCCCUUUCCUGCACCCUUAGGCCUCUGAUCGCUGUUGUAUUCCUGACGCGGCUUCUCUUUCCCGCGCGGUCUACUCCUCCAUCCCACCUGGGAUAAUGGCGACUGCCGAGGUACUGAACAUUGGGAGAAAACUCUAUGAGGGCAAGACAAAAGAAGUCUAUGAACUGUUAGAUAAUCCAGGAAGAGUCCUCUUGCAGUCCAAGGACCAGAUUACAGCAGGAAAUGCAGCUAGAAAGAACCAUAUGGAGGGCAAGGCUGCAAUCUCCAAUAAGAUUACCAGCUGUAUUUUCCAGUUGUUACAGGAUGCUGGUAUCAAAACGGCUUUCACCAAGAAAUGUGGGGAGACUGCUUUCAUUGCACCCCAAUGCGAAAUGAUUCCCAUUGAAUGGGUGUGCCGAAGAAUAGCAACUGGAUCUUUUCUCAAAAGGAACCCUGGUGUAAAGGAGGGGUAUAAGUUUUACCCACCGAAAGUAGAAAUGUUCUAUAAGGAUGAUGCCAAUAAUGACCCACAGUGGUCUGAGGAGCAGCUCAUUGCAGCAAAGUUCUGCUUUGCUGGACUUGUUAUAGGCCAGACUGAAGUUGACAUCAUGAGUCAUGCUACCCAAGCUAUAUUUGAAAUACUGGAGAAGUCCUGGCUUCCCCAGAACUGCACGCUGGUUGAUAUGAAGAUUGAAUUUGGUGUUGAUGUAACCACCAAAGAGAUUAUUCUCGCUGAUGUUAUUGAUAAUGAUUCCUGGAGACUCUGGCCAUCAGGGGAUCGGAGCCAGCAGAAAGACAAACAGUCUUACCGUGACCUCAAGGAAGUAACUCCGGAAGGACUACAGAUGGUGAAGAAGAACUUUGAGUGGGUUGCAGAUCGAGUGGAGUUACUCCUGAAGUCAGAUAGCCAGUGCAGGGUUGUAGUGCUGAUGGGUUCCACUUCUGACCUUGGUCACUGUGAGAAAAUUAAAAAGGCUUGUGGAAACUUCGGGAUUCCGUGUGAACUUCGAGUAACAUCUGCCCAUAAAGGACCAGAUGAAACUUUGAGGAUUAAAGCAGAGUAUGAAGGGGAUGGCAUACCUACUGUAUUUGUCGCAGUGGCUGGCAGAAGCAAUGGUUUGGGCCCAGUGGUGUCUGGUAAUACUGCAUAUCCAGUUAUCAGCUGUCCCCCCAUAACACCAGACUGGGGUGCUCAGGACGUGUGGUCAUCCCUUCGACUGCCCAGUGGUCUUGGCUGUUCAACUAUACUUUCUCCAGAAGGAUCCGCCCAGUUUGCUGCUCAGAUAUUUGGAUUAAACAACCAUUUGGUGUGGGCCAAACUUCGAGCGAGCAUUUUGAACACGUGGAUAUCUUUAAAGCAAGCUGACAAGAAAAUCAGAGAAUGUAAUUUGUAAAAAAAAAAAAAAGGGGGGGUUUUAGGAGAAACGUUACAUAUUCCUAGUUCAGAUUACAGAAGAGAAUUCUAGCAAAAUGAUUUUGCAUCAGAGAAAGCAAUUCAGUUUACUACUGAACAAAUGGUCCUCUAGAUUUUGGGGAUUGACAAGUUGUCAGUGAGUUUUUGUUAUUAAUAUUUUCUAGCUCUAUGAAUAAUGAUGUGUUCCCAUAACCUCGGCACACCAGAGUCUGAGGCAGAACUAUGUGUUGAGACCCCAUACUGAAAUAAAAAUCUUUAUGGUUAGUAAAA
Molecule: messenger RNA, 1800 nt
Organism: Mesocricetus auratus (golden hamster)
Lineage: Eukaryota; Metazoa; Chordata; Mammalia; Rodentia; Cricetidae
Gene: Paics
Product: phosphoribosylaminoimidazole carboxylase and phosphoribosylaminoimidazolesuccinocarboxamide synthase
Exons: 7
Coding region: 233-1510 (425 amino acids)
Biological process (GO): 'de novo' IMP biosynthetic process
Molecular function (GO): phosphoribosylaminoimidazolesuccinocarboxamide synthase activity
Source: RefSeq, a predicted model, not a curated record